This is a messenger RNA of Megalobrama amblycephala (Wuchang bream), 9285 nucleotides long. RefSeq names its product polyunsaturated fatty acid 5-lipoxygenase-like. The transcript is spliced from 14 exons. The coding region runs from base 6780 to 8789 and encodes 669 amino acids. Gene Ontology annotation, cellular component: nuclear envelope. Gene Ontology annotation, biological process: linoleic acid metabolic process; lipid oxidation. The record is from RefSeq and is a predicted model, not a curated record. Lineage: Eukaryota; Metazoa; Chordata; Actinopteri; Cypriniformes; Xenocyprididae. Gene Ontology annotation, molecular function: iron ion binding; protein binding; arachidonate 5-lipoxygenase activity.
UGUUAAAAAAUUUACAAAAAUUAUAUCAUGAGAAUAUACAACAUGAAUUCAUUUUCCAAACCGUGUUUUUGUCUUACCCUGAAUCUUUAUGAUUCCCUUGUCCCAUCAUGGGGGUUCUUAAGCCCGUCUGAUCUGCAAUGAGGUCAUCUGCUCCGCCGUGGUUCUCAAGCCUGUCUGACCUGCUAUGGUGGUCAUCUACUCCGCCGUGGGGAUUCUCAAGCCCGUCUACCUGGCCGUCUAUCCAGUCAUCUUUGUUCUGGCCAUCUGCCCCACUCCAAUCUUUGGGUCACCUUCCUUUCCAUGGACCUGGCCCUCCAUCCCGCGCCCUGUUCCGCCUCCGUUCCACCUCCCUACAAGAUUUAGGAGUGUCUGGAAGCCACUCCUUGGGGGGGCUUCCAGACAAUAAGUGUCACGCUUGCGCAGAAAAAUGACUUAUACGCUUCAGUGCAUUAUAACUGAACGACAGACAAACAAACGCGUUACAAAACAUUGAGACAAAACAUCCAGUGAAAUGUCAGAAUCUGAAUAAGAAUGUUGCUCCAUCCCAAGCUCCUCCUCUCUUCAGUCAGGAUUGGCCUUAUGAUUCCCCUGAAUCAAACUAAUUCUUGAAAUAUGUGUACAUGUUAAAUUAUUGACAUUAAUUAUAUCUGCAUAUGUUGGUUCUGUUCUGUUUACCCUUGGGUUAUUGCUGCUCUCCCUGCUCUUAUCCAUGCAUGGAUGUGCAAGGAGUUCUUGCCCACAAUAUAACCAUACCGCCAAUACAAACUCUAUGCAAUUAUCAAUCAUAUUGACGAUAGUGGUCCUAACAGAAUAAGAAUUAUAUUGUUUGUUUGAUGCUAAUUAUAUAAUAACAUAUUAUUUCAUUAUAUAAUGACAUAUGUAUUUCAUUAUAAAAGAAAACAUAGCACAGAAAAUGUCCAUUGCAAUAAGGAAAAAAAACAUUUGAAUGCAGAUCAGAUGAUAAUAAAAUAAAUAAUCUAUUUAAAAAUUACAUUGUUAUUGUCAGACUCAGACGGGAACAAGAGGGGUAACCAGAUAACGACCAGAUGGGGGCGACGACGACGGGGUCUACCUCGACCCCGAGGAGCAGGGCAGUCCAGAUGGCCGGUAUGAAACUGGGUUAGAAGUGUGGGGUUGAGGAUGUCAUGACGGUUGACCCAGGAACAUUCCUCUGGGCCGUAGUCCUCCCAGUCUACAAGGUAUUCCAGCAUUGGACCCUGUUGUCUAGAGUCGAGAAUCGCCCACACCCGGUAGAUGUUUUCCUCCUCAGUGAUGUCAUGAGGAGGAGGUACCACAUCAUCACUGGGAUCUGUGGAGGGAGGAGACAAGGGUUCAGUGUGAAGCUUUAAGAGUGAGAUUUGAAAUGAAGGUGAGAUGCGAUACUGAGGUGAUAAGUUGUUUACAUGACUUGGAGAACCGAUCCACAAUCACGAAGACACAAGUGUAGUGGUUUGAGGUAAGUUGAGCCAGUAGGUUACUUCAUUGAGCUGCCUCUGGAUGGUGAAUGGACCUAUGUACCAGGGACUCAGUUUGGGGCAAGGCAGUCGGAGACGGAUGUCCCGCGUCGAGAGCCACACCUUCUAGCCAGGUUGGUAAUGUGGAGUAAGGCCUCUUCUGGCAUCCACUUGCUCCGAACUGCCUGCUGGAGGUGUAGAUGAGCCGAGUCCCACACUCUCUCGCUCUGCUGGAACCAGUGGUUGACAGCUGGAACCUCGAAGGGCUCACCCGAUCAGAGGAAGAGAGGAGGUUGGAAGCCCAGGAUGCACUGAAACGGGGUGAGCGCUGUGGUGGUCUGCUGGAGGGAAUUCUGGGCAUACUCCACCCAGGGCAGGAACUGGCUCCAGCUGUCCUGGUUCCGGUGGCAAUACAACCGCAGGUACCUCCCGAUCUCCUGAAUCUUCCGCUCAGUCUGGCCAUUGGUCUGUGGAUGGUAUCCAGAAGACAGGCUGACGGACACUCCUAGGAGCUUGAAGAAGGUUUGCCAGACUCUGGAUAUAAACUGAGGACCCCGAUCCGAGACAAUGUCUUCUGGAAUGCCAAAAUGGCGAAACAUGUUAUGGAACAAAUCUUCUGCUGCUUCUAGAGCUGUGGGUAUACCCUUGAGGGGAAUUAGCUUACAUGACUUGGAGAACCGAUCCACAAUCACAAAGACACAAGUGUAGUGGUUUGAAGGUUGGAGGUCAGUUAUAAAGUCAAUCCCGAGGUGAGUCCAUGGUCAUGUGGUAUGGGCAGUGGGAGGAGUUUACCCUCUGGGAGCCUCCUAGGAGUGUCGGCAACGGCACAGACUGAGCAUCCUUUGAUGUGUCGGGACACAUCCUGGGUCAUGGAUGGCCACCAAUAUUGUUGCCGCAGAAGUGAGAGGGUACGUGUACUGCCUGGAUGUCCAGAGUCCGGAGAGGAGUGAGCUAAGUCCAUGAGGGGCUGACAAUGGGUCGGUGGAACGUAGAGGAGCCCCUCAGGACCUCCCACGGAGCAGGCUCGGAGGAAUUAGCCUCGUAGAUUUGUUGGUUGAUGGUCCAUUAAAUGGGGCUCACUAUCAUGGCUGAAGGGAGGAUGGUCUUGGGGUCUGAGUUCUCGGGUUCAGGCUGGAACAGAUGAGAGAGAGCAUCAGCUUUGCAGUUCUUAUUUCACGGAUGGUAGGUGACUGAGAAAUUAAACCUUGUGAAGAAUAAGAAGGGGCCAGUUGAGGAUGGUUUCCACCUUCCUCUGGUCCAUUUGGAUGCCAUGUUGAUCUAUGAUGUAACCAAGGAAGUGAAUGGAGGUGGUAUGGAACUCGCACUUCUCCAGCUUGAGGUACAGGUGAUGGUCGGCCAGGUUCCGGGAGUAGAUGAGGAUAUCAUCGAUGUAGACAAUCACGAACUGAUGGAGGAACUCCCGGAACACCUCAUUCAUAUAAUUCUGGAACAUGGAGCGAGAGUUGGACAGGCCAUACGGCAUUACCCGGUACUUGUAGUGGCCUGAAUGGUGUUACGAAGGCAGUCUUCCACUCAUCCCCUCGGCGAAUAUGAAUGAGGUUGUACGCACUCCGCAGGUCCAGUUUGGAGAAGAUGCAAGCUCCCCGUAGCUGUUCCACAGCAGCUAGGACCAAAGGAAGGGGAUAGCUGAACUUUACAGUCUGGGAGUUUAGGUGACAGUACUCAAUGCACGGCCUCAAGCCUCCAUCCUUCUUGGCCACGAAGAAGAAGCUUGAAGCGGCAGGGAUGUCGCUCCAUUUCAGGAUCUCACCAUUGUUCCAUUGAAUAUGUGGUUGAUGUUGUGUUAACCAGGGGUGUCCCAGGAUUACAUCAGUAGUAGAUCCUUCCAGCACUAUGAUCGUGAUUUCCUCUGAAUGCAGGCAGCCGAUGCGGAGCGUCAGCGUGGGAGAGAAGUGUUUGAUGCGACCAUGACCCAACGGCUUUCCUUGAAUGGUUUGGAUCCCGAGAUCUUGUUGACAUUGUUUUCGGCGUACAUUCAAUUUCUGAAGAACUUGGGUUCUGAUGAAGUUUCCCACUGAACCAGAGUCUAGGAGGGCUUGCACUGAAAAACGGACGUGAGAGUUUAACAGUUGGACAGUAGUUCUUGUAAGAGGUGCAAUACGGGCUGGAACAUGAAUGGUACUCACCGCUGGGUGUGGUGGUCGGAUGGGACAGACCGCAAUGACAUGGCCUUCUCCCCCACAGUAGAGACAGAGCCGAUAUUGAAUUCUUCUUUGACGCUCCGCUCGGGUAAGGCGAAAGGAAUCCACCUGCAUCUGUUCAGGUGCUGGAAGGGCGACAGAUGGUGAGGUAGGCUUUCCUGUAGCUCAGUGGUUAGAGCAUGGCACUAACAAUGCCAAGGUCAUGGGUUCGAUCCCAGGGAUUGCACAUACUCAGACACAAAUGUAUAGUAUAAUGCAAUGUAAGUCGCUUUGGAUAAAAGCGUCUGCCAAAUGCAUAAAUGUAUAUAUAGGGCUGGGACAAUACUAUCGAUGCAUCACGAUUCAUGGAUCAUUUCUGAUAUUUUCCAAAUACAUGGCAAAUCAAUUCUGAGCUUAGUUUUUAUCAGCAGAUGGCGCUCUAUGCUAUUUUCUAACCGCAUGCUCAAAUGCUUAUGAAGAAGAGCGCUCGUGCAUUCGGCUGAGUCUGACAAUGUAUUUGCUUUUAUGACGUGAGAUUAAUGUAAACAGCCCACUGCACACACACUUGUAAUUCACUUCAACCUUUUCGAACUUUAUGAAUGAUUAUUUUAUAGAAGGUUCAAGUGGUGUGUGUGAGGAACUGGAAGGAAGCAGAGUACAAUUGUUUCUAAAGCACGCAGUGCCAUCUGCUGUUGAAAACUAAGCUCAGAAUCGAUUCGAGAGAGAAUCGCGAUACAUACAGAAAAUAUCAGAAUGCAUCAAUGUAGUCCCAGCCCUAAUAUAUAUUAUACAUCUCUGAAGUAAACCAACCCUGGAUCAUGAGCUGCUCUGGAGCAGGUUAUGUUCAGAGAGUAAGCUGCUAUGGCUACUUACAUACCCUGAAAGUUACCUCCAUUUUUGGAACUGAAAGUUGAUGUUAUCUGCUUACUUACUCUUAAACAUACCCAGGUAUGUCGCAUAACCUGCUUUCUGGAAUACCCCCUGGCAUCAGUACCAGCAACGGCCAAGAAUAUGUUUCCUUUUAGCGUAUUAAGAGGAAACAACAUCAUUUCCGUGCGGAAAGUUUUUUGAUGAUGUUUCAUGAUGAUGUUUCAUGAUGUUUUUUAAAAUUGACUGAGCAAAAGAUGACGGGUCUCAUUGCAUUUAAAUAAUUUGAUCCCCCUUGUUAUGUGUGGGAGAGCUUGUGAGCUAUUCAAUAUAUUUUUGGGUUGUUAGAAACUUGUUUUCAUUGGGCACAGAAUACUUGAAGGAAAUUCAUCCCCUGCGCAUUUUCAUUGGGUAAAUGUGUAUGUACAAACCCAGAUUUACAGUUUCUAUCAAUUACUCAGACACUAAAAUUCAUUAUAUUAGCCAAAUAUCCUAAAACAAAAAGACUAAUUUCUCUAAAUUAUAAACACUAUUUAUAUUUUUUUCCAAACUUUAAACACAAAGUCAAAGUCAUGCUGAAAGUCAAUGACAUCACACAAUCCUCUUGAACACUAAUAACAGAAAAUAAAGCAUCAACAAGUGCAGACAUUUCCCAACAGUACAGCUGUAAUGACUCUGAUGAAUAAAUUAAUUUCUUUACUUACAAGAUUGAUACUAACUGUCUACCACAGUAUCGCAUCAGACAUCGUGCUGCAGACCCCCUGAGGAACAAUUCCAUUCAUUUGUUGCUAUAGGAGAGGAAGAACUGUUUAAAUGUUUAAAUCUAAAUCAACAACAUGUACACGUAUGUUAGACCCUAUACUGACUAAGCUACUGAAAGAGAUGCUUCCAGAAGUCAGAAAUCCCAUUCUUAAUAUCAUUAAUUCAUCUUUGUCAUUAGGAUACAUAGCGCAAACUUUCAAGGUGGCUAUUAUUAAGCCUCUCAUUGAAAAAACACAACUUACUCCUAGUAAAAUUAAUUACAGACUGAUCUCAAAUCUCCCUUUCCUGUCAAAAACUCUAAAAAUGGCAGUUUCCUCACAACUAUGUUCCUUCUUAGAAAGAAAUGGUAUCUGUGAGGAUUUCCAGUCAGGGUUUAGACUGUAUAAAUGAUUUGCUCUUAUCAUCAGAUCGUGGUUGUAUCUCUCUGUUAGUGUUACUGGAUCUCAGUGCUGCAUUUGAUACUAAUGACCACCACAAAUUAUGUUGGCAUUAGUGGAAUUGCAUUGGCAUGGUUCAAAUCAAGUAAAUGUAGCAGUAAAUGAUGAGGCGUCAUAUCGAUCGCAAGUUAAGUGUUUAUAUGCCUUAGAAACCUAAAUGUCCCCUACUCUUUGGCCAAAACCACAGUGUGUUUGAAUCAUGUCCGAAUAUAACAAAAGGGGAAAUGACACUAUAGAUAGUUGUUGUCUAGUUCCAUAAACUCAUGACUUCGAGUAACAAAGUGAAGAAAUCAAGAAAACCAGAUUUGCUUUUAGAAGGGUUUGCUGAAUUACACAGAUUAAGAACUAAACACAAGUAGAAAAAUGAUGUAAUGAAUCAUGUCACAUUUGCCAUGCUACUAUUCUAUAAAAACUGUUGUAUUCUUUUUGCUGGUGGGAUUUUCUAUGAAAUUGGUCUGAGAUCCUCCCCAUCCAUACUGAUUGCUUGUCUGGAGUCUUGUCUGAUUAGGUUAGUGAAACACUAAAGAUCUUAAUCCCAAGUGUUAGUGUUCAAAGGGGGGCAAGACGUCAUCCGACUCAAAGCAAGUUGUCGCCAGUAGACCAUUAGAGUUUGUAAGUGUCGAUUAAGAGACACUACACUUAGUUUAACUUAAGUCAGGUGCAUAGGGAAAUUUCUUCCACAACACUCAGCUUUAUAUUUCUUUGACGGAAUGCAUAGUUGAUAUAAAAAAAGGGAUGACUAUUAACUUCCUACUCAUUUACGAUGAACUCAAAGUAGCAAAAAAAACAAACAAAAAAACACUCAAGCAAUGCAAGUUGUCAUGGCAUGUGGCAUCCAAAUUGUGGAAAGGCUGCUCACUUAAGAGCCAGUGGGUAGAGUUUGAUGGUCUAACCACACCCUAAGCCUGCCCAUAACUCCACGCAUUAGGUGACGUCAUUUGGCUCUGCAAAUUUUUAACAACCAGCACAAACAUGUUGAUGCCACUAUCUCUUGAUAAAGAUCACUCAUUUAUCAUCAAAAGUUAGAAAGACCACACCCCAAACUUAUUUAAAAACUUUAAAAAGCCACAGGUGUGAGAGCGGAGAACCUGUUGUACUUUUCCUUCCAUACAAGCAGAAUGUUCACGUACACAGUGUCUGUCGCCACUGGCAACCAGGAUUUUGCUGGGACAAUUGAUUAUGUUUACCUGACGCUGGUGGGUACGGAGAGAUGCAAUGACCAGACUCUACUAGACAAAUCUUAUUUUGAUCGUUUUGCAAGAGGAUCGGUCAUGUCCUUUGAUGUCAGUGUGAAGGAGACCCUUGGACAUAUUGUGCUGGUGAAACUUGAGAAGAAGAAAUUCAUGUUCAAUAAUCAGUGGUACUGUAAAUAUAUCAAUGUGACAUCACCCUCUGGAGACAGCUUUGAAUUCCCCUGUUAUCGCUGGAUAGGGAAUGAAAAGGAAGUUUCUCUCCGAGAAGGCAUAGCUCGAUUGCCUCAGGAUGAUCAAACCAGUUCGCUAAAAGAGCACAGGCACUCAGAACUGGAAUCCAGACAACAACUGUUCAGGUGGAAUGAGUGGCGCCCUGGUUUCCCCAUGAGCAUAGAUGUCAACUCAAGCAAUGAACUUCCUUCGGACAUUCAGUUUGAAGCAGCAAAAACUGUGGACUUCAAUUCGAAUUUCAUUAUAGCGAUCACGAAUCUUGGUCUUAAUAAACUAAUGAGCUUGUUCCAGUCCUCUUGGAAGGAUAUUGCAGAUUUUGGAAAAAUAUUUUUGAAUAUCAAGAACCACGUGUCAGAAUAUGUGAUGCAGAACUGGAAUAAGGACUCCAUGUUUGGCUAUCAGUUCUUAAACGGCUGCAAUCCUGUGAUGAUCCGUAAGUGCAUGAAACUUCCAGACAAUUUCGCAGUCACGCAGGAGAUGGUGAAGGGCUCCCUGGAUAGAGGUCUCACACUACAGGAAGAAUUAAAGGCAGGAAACGUCUACAUCACAGACUAUGCGAUUCUGGAGGGAGUUCAAGCCAAUGCCACAGACCCGAAUACCCAGCAGUAUUUGGCUGCUCCCUUCUGCCUGCUGUACAAGAACAGCCAGAAUGAAAUUGUGCCGAUUGCUAUUCAGCUCAGUCGUCAGGCCACUGCUGGGGAGGGGAACACUGUCUUUCUCCCAAGCGAUAAUCAGUAUGACUGGAUGCUAGCCAAGAUGUGGGUGAAAUCCUCCGACUUUAACUUCCACCAGCUGGUCACACACCUUUUCAGGACUCAUCUGAUAUCUGAAGUUUUUGCCAUAGCCAUGUACAGACAACUCGCUGCGGUCCAUCCGAUAUACAAGUUACUGAUACCUCAUGUCCGUUUCACCAUUGCCAUCAACACUGCAGCUCGUGAACAACUCAUCAGUGAAUCUGGGGUCUUUAACAAGUCUAAUAGCGCUGGUGAACCUGCAAUUGUGGAAGUGAUUCAAAAGGCCAUGAAGACUUUAACCUAUAAGUCCCUGUGCUUGCCUGAGGCCAUGAAAGCUCGAGGAGUGGAAGAUCUGCCCAACUACUACUACAGAGACGAUGGCAUGAUGGUCUGGGAGGCAAUGAAAAAUUUUGUUUCUGAUGUGGUGAAGAUCUAUUAUGGCAGUGAUGAGAACGUUCAGAAGGACAAGGAGAUUCAAGCAUUUGUUAAGGAUGUUUGCUUUGGUAUGAAGAAUUGUGAGUUUCCGGAUUCCCUGAAAACUCAGGAUCAGUUGGUCGAGCUCCUGACUGUUGUGAUUUUCACAGCUUCAGCACAACACGCUGCAGUCAACUUUGGACAGUAUGACUGGUUCGCCUGGGUCCCAAACAGCCCUUCCACCAUGCGGAAGCCCCCUCCUGCACAGAAGGGCCAGGUGGAUAUGAAGUACAUCAUGGAGAGUCUGCCGGACCGCGGACGUUCCUCUUGGCAUCUCGGAGCAGUUUGGGCCCUCAGUCAGUUCCAGGACAAAGAGCUGUUUUUAGGAGAGUAUCCAGAUAAGUACUUCACUGAACAACCGGUCAUGAAAGCCAUCGAGACUUUCCGCAAGAAAUUAGCUGAAGUGACCAACAUCAUCAAGAGCCGAAAUGAAAAUCUGAAACUGCCCUAUUGCUAUCUGUCUCCGGACCAAAUCCCCAACAGUGUGGCCAUCUGAGAGUUUGCAAACCCUGUUUGCAGCUAUUUUAGCCAGUUUAUAGAGAAAAGGCAGAGAAAAACUUAACUGGCCUAUUUCACAACAUGACACAAUCAACAAAAUAAUUGCUGUAGUAACUGUAAGGAUUUUAGUGCAAAUGCUAAUCUGGAUGAAAAUAAUACAAAGUUACAUAUAUCAAGAAGUUAAUGUCUACACAAAAUAAAAAUAAUAAUGAUAAUAAUUGUGCAAGUAUUCAAUUUACAUGACUUAUUUCCUUUCUGUUGUCAUUUAAUCUUAUGAUUGUGGGGACUGUGUGUUUGUUUUAAAGGUUUUUAACAUCACAGGAUGAAGUUGUCUUGUUUUUUCAUUGCUUGUGCUUUGGUAUAUUAACGCUUGCUGAAAUUGUACUGGUCAGAUGAAACAUGCACAACUAAGAUUAUUCAAUAAACCAAAUCAUUUUCACCAUCACUUCAUCGCCAGAUAUAAUUUAUAUCCGCUUACAAAAUUAAUUUCAAGU